AAUAUUCAGUAAAUAAUGUUUAUCAUCAUGAUUUAUCAUUUUAAGAACAUGAAAAUAAAUAAUUUUACGGAUUCAUAACAACCACUCAGUGGAUAUAUGGCAAUCAAAAGUUACUGUUUUAGUCAACAUAAAGUUGUGGUGCAUAAUUGAAAGUUUGUGAAAUUGCGAUGGUUUUAAUCACAGAUAAUUUACUGUAUGACGCAUUAGCGUUACUAGCGACAUUGGUGGUUGCAUUCAUUUUAUACGCGAAAUGGACUUAUUCGUACUUUACAAGAAAAGGCUUAUAUCAGGACCAACCCACUAUCCCUAUAGGGAAUGCUCUGAAAGUGUUCAAGGGUGAACAAAUUUUUGGUGAAUUAUGGAGAGAUUUAUAUAACACACUGAAGUCUAAAAAUUUAAGACAUGGCGGAGGGUAUUUUAUGAUAAAUAAAUUUUACGUUCCAGCUGAUUUAGACAUAGUUAAAUCAAUAUUAGUAACCGAUUUCCAAAACUUCAUAGACCACGGCAUGUAUAUUAAUGAAAAAGAUGAUCCAGUUAGUGCCAAUCUGUUCGGAAUAGCUGGACCAAAGUGGAAAAGUAUGAGAGCUAAAUUGACCCCAACGUUUACGUCAGGAAAAAUGAAAAUGAUGUUUGACACUCUGGUAGAAUAUAGUGGUACUCUAGACAGUAUGUUAAAUGAUUUUGCAGAAAAGGAAGAAGCACUGGAAAUCAAAGAUGUCCUUCAAAAAUUUACAAUCGACAUAAUUGUUUCUGUUGCCUUUGGCAUUGAGUCCGACAGCAUGAAAAAUCCACAAUCAGAUUUUACCAAAUAUGCACAAAUGAUAUUUAAAAUGGAUUUAAAAGAAUUCAUAAGAAAUCUGGCGGUAUUUUCUUUGCCUCACAGUCUGCUACAUGCCCUAAAAGUGAUUGUUUGGAACAAAAAAUCCACAGAUUUCUUCAUAAAUGUGAUAAAGAAAAAUAUGGAAUACAGAGAGAAAAACAACAUAAUUAGGAACGAUUUCUUCCAUUUAUUAUUACAGUUAAAGAAUAGAGGUCAAAUUAGCGAUGAUAAAAAAGUAACCAGAGACAAAGAGAGUGCACUUGAAGGCUUAACGUUUAAUGAAUUAGCUGCCCAGGCUUUUGUCUUUUUCAUUGCUGGAUAUGAGACGUCUUCCACAGCUAUGACCUUUACCAUUUUAGAACUGGCUCAGAGACCAGAUUUGCAAAUAAAGAUGAGAGAUGAAAUUAACAGUGUAUUAAAAAAACACGAUAACAAAUUGACCUUUGAUGGCCUAAAGGAAAUGACUUACAUGGAGCAAGUUCUUCAAGAGUCAAUGAGAAAACAUCCACCAGUAGCGUUUAUACCGAGAAAAUGUACGAAAGCUUACACAAUACCUGGAACGGAUAUUACAAUAGACGAAGGGGUUAUGGUUUCCAUUUCUACACUGGGUAUACACAAUGAUCCUGAAAUUUAUCCCGAACCAGAAAAAUUCGAUCCUGAUAGAUUUUCACCAGAAAACCAAUCUACAAGGCAUCCAUUUUCAUGGAUACCAUUCGGGGAAGGUCCAAGAGUUUGCAUUGGUCUAAGAUUCGGAAUGAUGCAGGCUAAAGUAGGACUUGUAACGCUGUUAAGAAAUUACUCUUUUACGUUAAAUGAAAAAACUUCCCUCCCAAUAAAAUAUGACGUAAAAACACUUAAUGUUACAUCAGUAGAUGGAGGAGUCUGGAUAAAUGUAAAAAAAGUAAAUUAAUUUUAUGUGUAUGAAUUUAGUACAUCUAUAUUUGUAUAUUUAAUGAUGUAAAUAAUAUAAUGUAUACGUUAUCGAAGUUCAGAGAGAGGAUAUAUUUUAUAAAACUCUUUAUAAGCUAUGAAUAACAAACUAAAAUUUUUCAGUGACCUACAGGUUACAUUUGCUUACAUAUGCUUAUUAUAUAUUGAAGUAAUACGUCCAGUAUUGAAAAUAUGAAUAUAUGAAAUAAGUUGUGAAAUGCGGAUUAUUUUUCAUCAAUAGAUUCAGACUUUUAUAUUUAGUAUAAAAUUCUGAUUUUUUGAAUGUAGAAAAGAAUUCAAGUAGUUUCGGUAUAUGUGAAUAAU
Molecule: messenger RNA, 2074 nt
Organism: Aethina tumida (small hive beetle)
Lineage: Eukaryota; Metazoa; Arthropoda; Insecta; Coleoptera; Nitidulidae
Product: probable cytochrome P450 6a14
Exons: 4
Coding region: 168-1730 (520 amino acids)
Molecular function (GO): oxidoreductase activity, acting on paired donors, with incorporation or reduction of molecular oxygen; heme binding; iron ion binding
Source: RefSeq, a predicted model, not a curated record